Molecule: messenger RNA, 2432 nt
Organism: Neohortaea acidophila
Lineage: Eukaryota; Fungi; Ascomycota; Dothideomycetes; Mycosphaerellales; Teratosphaeriaceae
Product: SART-1 protein
Exons: 2
Coding region: 43-2037 (664 amino acids)
Biological process (GO): maturation of 5S rRNA; mRNA cis splicing, via spliceosome
Cellular component (GO): U4/U6 x U5 tri-snRNP complex
Source: RefSeq, a predicted model, not a curated record
AUUCCCUUCAAUCUUGUGGGUGUCAAUCUCCUCACCGCCAAGAUGGACGCCGCAGCAAUCGAGCAGAUGAACAAGGUCCGUGUCUCCCUUGGGAUGGCUCCGUUGCCAGUUCCGGGAGCCGGACCGCAGUUCAAAACCAACGAUGAGUCUGAUUCCGCCGGUUCGGAGAGCGAUGAUUUCAGCACGCUCGACAAACGGCAGGCUGCUGCUGAUGACAACUGGCAGAAGCUCGAGAAUGAGAGACAGGAGAAGCUCGACCGGCAAAGACGCAAGGAUGCCGCCAAGAAGGCGCGAGAUGCCGCACAGCGCUUCACAAAGCUCGAAGGCAAGGGUCUGGGCGAUGCCGAUGAGGACGCUGGGGAGCUGGAUACGAGGUCAUGGCUUCUGCAGCAGAAGAAGAGGCAGAAGAAGAUCGACAAGGCGAGGAAGAUGGCGGAAGAGCUGGCCGCGCGCGAGCAACAGGCGGAAUACACCAGCAAAGACCUGGCGGGCGUGAAGGUGGGGCAUGAAAUGCAAGAGUUUGACGAUGCCACGGGCGAGCAGAUCUUGACCCUCAAAGAUGCCGAGAUUGGAGAGGACAGCGGGGACGACGAACUGGAGAACGCCGACCUGAGAGCGAAGGAGAAGCUGGAAGAGAGGCUCCGGGUCAAGAAGAAACGGCCUGACUACGACCCUACCGAGCAGAAUGAACCUCAAGGUCUACUGUCAAAGUAUGACGAAGAAAUCGAAGGCAAGCAGCAGAAGCGCUUCACUCUCGAUGGCACAGGCAACACGGUUGAAGCGUUGCGGAGAACACUCGACAAUGAUGGUCAGGUCAAGAGCAAGGGCGUCAAGAUCAGUCUGGACAUGUUCAAAGACGACGCGCCUGUGUCGGACUACGUCGAUCCAAGCACCAUCAAAGUCAAGAAGCCAAAGAAAAAGAAGGAGAAAAAGACGCGACAAAAGACGGAUGACGAUGACGAUAUCAUUCCUCCUGUUGAGCCUGCAACAGCUGGGACGCAGGAGGCCGACCAUAUGGAUGUCGAUGGCGCCCAGCAGCCUGGUGCAAUGAGCAACAACAAGAAGCGCGCAUUCGAUUUCGAAGACGAUGAUGACCUGCAAGCAAGACUGGCGGAACAGCGACGAAGUGCGCUGAAGAAGCGCAAGAAGCUGGAUGCAGCCGAGCUUGCGCGACAAAUGCGAGAAGAGAUGCCGGUAGACGAAGAAGAGCCCGAAGACGGCGGCAUGACAAUAGAUGAGACCACAGAGUUUGUGGCGAAUCUCAAGAAACCAGAGGCUGCGCCAGACGCACGACGAAGCAGAACGCCGCAGCCCGCCACCGCCGACUCUCCUGGAGAUUUGGAUGAAGACGAAGACGGCGAUACUACAAUGGCGACCUCCUCUUACGCGGAAUUCGAGGAUGCUCGAGAUCGUAGGCGCGAAAAUGCCACUCCUGCCGAAGAAGUAACGGCCACGGGUCUGGAGGAUGAAGACAUGAUGUCUGGCCAAGGGAUUGGGGCAUCAGUGGCCCUAUUACGCAAACGAGGCGUUCUGUCCAACACCUUCGAUGACACCCUGUCGAAACAAGAGCGCCAACGGGCCGAGUUCCUCGCGACCAAGCAACACCUCAUCGACGACUUCGACCGUAAAGCACGCUUGCAGCGUGAGGACGAGCGGCGCAAAGGCACGUGGGACAAAAUGUCGACGCGCGACCGCGAGCAUUACGCCAUGCAGCAGAACGAAGCACGCGAGCGCUACCUCAACCAGCUGCUGGACGAAGAGUUCAAGAAGAACUACAAGCCCACCGUGGAGCUCCGGUACAACGACGAGUUCGGUCGGGCCAUGAGUGCCAAAGAGGCCUUCAAGCACAUGAGUCAUAUGUUCCAUGGCAAGGGCAGCGGGAAGCAGAAGACGGAGAAGCGAUUGAAGAAGAUUGAGGAUGAGAAGAAGGAGCUGGGCAAGGGCGUGUUGAAUGUGAGGUCGGAGGAGGGGGGUAUGAUGAAUGUGCAGGGCCGAGAGGGUAAGAAGCAGAAGCAGGCGGGGGUGCGACUGCAGUGAGGUCUUGUCUCUCUGGAGUUGCUGCCGAGGUCAUUCAAUAGCGACUUUGAUGUCCACCUCCAAGGGUCAGACGAAUGAUUGGAAAGACGGCUGUGGACUCGAGAGGGAUGCGUCCGGGUGAGUAACGCUCUUGCCGAGUCUACCAUAGGUCAGGUGAGUGAUGUGUGAUGUCUCCACGGCCGUGAACACAGUAACACCCGCCCCUCGGGUUUAAUGCUACGGAGCGACUCGCUGAGUGAUGUGAUGACGAAUUCGUGCUUGUUGCUGCUUGUGUAGGAAGUCUCCGCCCAAGGUACUCGCCACUUCUUCGUGAGACGUGACAUCCUCGGUUCUAGUGCAGUGUCAUAAUGCAAAUGUAUUCCAAUUUGUCGUUUGAGUGAAAGCACUGUUCCUCA